This is a messenger RNA of Triplophysa rosa, 7186 nucleotides long. RefSeq names its product thrombospondin, type I, domain containing 7Ba (gene thsd7ba). The transcript is spliced from 29 exons. Gene Ontology annotation, cellular component: plasma membrane. The record is from RefSeq and is a predicted model, not a curated record. NCBI's taxonomy places the organism in Eukaryota, Metazoa, Chordata, Actinopteri, Cypriniformes, Nemacheilidae. Gene Ontology annotation, biological process: actin cytoskeleton organization. The coding region runs from base 538 to 5421 and encodes 1627 amino acids.
CAAACUCAAGCACUCCGGGUGAAGAGAGAGCAGUAAGCUGUGCGCUGUCACAUCGCCACUCGCUAUCUUCUCCCUCUCCUGUGUGUCGGCUUCACUCGCCCCUCUCUCUCAACCGUGUACGUUCUCUCACUCCCUCUCGCCGGCUGUCAACGGGAAGCAUCAGCAUAGUCUCUCUGGCUUCAGGAUUUUUCCUGGGAGAAAUUUGCAUCAGUGGAUACUACAUCCAGUGAUCGCCAAAGGGUUAUCGGUUCUCAAGGCCGGCCGGUGAUGGUGUGACAGACGCAUCUUUCACACUCUGAUCUUCCCGAGGGGAAGCCACCGAAGAUUAGCCAGCAGAUGAUGCAUCAGGGAAAGGACGAAAGGCCGUGUUUAUCUGCUGUCCUCGUGUCACAGAGAGCUUCUGAGGAGCAUUCAGCUGCCAGCAACAUCAGCAGGCCUCAACCAUCCAGCUGUUUACCUUACCAUCACAGCUAAAGUGAUGAGUCCCAGCCUUUGCUUUCAGGACUAAAAGUGGACAGGAAGUCAAUUGGCUGGACUAUGAUUCUUAAAGAUGACUCUGGUGUGACGGGCUGGAAAUGGCGAGUGGGGAACUACCUGCUGCUUUCUGUGUCUCUCAUUGCCAUGCAAGUGCGGUCGGACCUGGAAUUCCCAAAGCACAGGCACUAUACAUGGAAAACUGGUCAAUGGGGUAGGUGUAUUGGAGAGGAAUGUGGAACAGGUGGAGUUCAGUCCAGGACCGUGUGGUGCAUCCACACCGAGGGCUGGACCACGCACCACUCCAACUGCCGCCACGCAAACAAACCUGAGAGCCAGAGGCCUUGUUUCAAAGUGUGUGAGUGGCACCAAGAACUCUUUGAAUGGGAUGUGACCGAAUGGGGACUGUGCGUUCUAGCCCCCUUCCAGUCCAACGAGCUCAGGCUGCGAACAUCAGAGUGCAUCACAGCUCAGCAUGGCAUUCAGAGACGGAAGGUCCACUGCGUCCGCACCUCAAACCGCACGGCCGUCACGGGGAGAAUAUGCGAUUUCUUCUCCCCUCGCCCGGCACUGGAGCAGGCCUGCUUGAUCCCGUGUCCACACGACUGCGUCGUUUCUGAAUUCUCCUCCUGGUCUGGCUGCAGUAGAACGUGCGGCUCGGGUCUCCAGCAUCAGACCCGCCACGUGCUGGCGGCACCGAUGUACGGAGGAGCCAACUGCCCCAACCUCACCCAAACAAGGACUUGUGCAAACUUGUCACCUUGCCCGGUUGGCGAGAGCGAGCAUCAGCACAGCCUUAAAGUCGGUUCGUGGAGUGAGUGCAGGCAGCCGCAACAUAAGGGACUCUGGAUGGGUGGUAGGACCAUGCUGGACUUUAGCACGGGAGAAACUGAGAGGAAUACGGUGAAACGGCAUAUCCAGAGUUCCCAGCAUCACCACCAUCAUCACCAUCUCCACCAUCAUCACCACGGCCUGAAGGGCCUGGAUGUAGAGAUUGGGUACCAGACGCGACAAGUUCGUUGCGUGCGCAGUGAUGGGAAGAAUACAAUGCUGAGUCUUUGUACCCUUGACAAUGGCCCUGGAACGUUCCAGUCCUGCAUUAUGCCCAGGGACUGUGAGACGUCUGAUUGGUCAGCUUGGAGCCCAUGUUCAAAGACGUGCAGGGCGUCAGAUAUGUCUCCAGGUUUUCGCGUCCGGAGCCGAGGAAUAACGCAAAAUCCCAUUGGUCACGGGAAAGAAUGUCCCACUCUUGAAGAAAAGGAGGCCUGCAACAUCAUCGGAGAUUUGCUUCCGAACUGUCCUAGGUAUAUUUGGAAGAGCACAGACUGGGGAGACUGUCAGGUGGCCCCGCUCCUCAGCCAACAGGACAGAAGGCUUAACAAUGUUAGCGUUCUCUGCGGUGGAGGAAUUCAGAUCAGACAGCUGUACUGUGUGCAGGUUCCAGAUAACUCCACCCCUCACCACAGAAAAGAGGUGUCUCGGCCAGUGAGUGGGCAUCUGUGUGCAGGAGAUUUACCCUCUGCAGUACAGCCCUGCUCCAAACCAUGCCCACAGCAAUGCCUGCUUUCAUCCUGGUCCUCCUGGGGGACCUGUCUCCACGACAACUGCAUGGAAACCCAAGGACGGAAGGGCUACAGGCAGAGGAGGAGAGAGGUGCUGGAGGAGGGCUCUGGAACAGAUAACUGUGCCCACCUCCUGGACUCCAUGCCCUGUGAGGAUCCCGUGUGCUUUCAGUGGCAGAUACAGUCUGAGAGCGCAUGUGUGCCCAGCAAUGGAAACUGUGGAAAUGGCACCAGGACUCAAAUUGCCGCUUGCGUCAACUCUCAAGCAGGGCAGCUUAUCCCUGAAGAUCUCUGUGAAGAUGACCCACCUCCUAAAGAGGUGUCCUGUGAGAUGGCGUGUCCAGGUGACUGUGUGCUCAGCUCAUGGUCCGACUGGUCCUCCUGCUCUCACAGUUGUUCCAGUAAAAACUCAGAAGGGAGGCAGAGCCGCACACGAACCGUAUUGGGAUUACCAGGGGAAGAUAAGACGUGUCCAGCUGCUACUGCUCUGGAGGAGUGGAGAACUUGUAAUGAUCAUCCAUGCGUCAUAUUCUACUGGGAAGCGUCGUCAUGGGGACCGUGCAUUGAAGAUUCCUCCAUGAAUGUAAAUGGAACGGGCUACUGGAACGGAACGGACACCUGCGCUGCCGGGGUGCAGAUACGUAAAGUGGUCUGCAUGAAAAUGGGCGUCGGGCCGGUUGUUCCCAAAAGGUGUCCAGAUUCUGCUCGACCAGACACGUUUCGGCCCUGUUUGUUGCCUUGUAAGAAAGAUUGCAUUGUGACGCUUUUCAGCGAAUGGACAGCCUGCCCAAACAUAUGUCUGCCAGGGAACGGCAGCGUGCACACACAGUCACGAUACAGGAUCAUUAUCCAGCUGCCUGUCAACGGCGGUCAAGAGUGUCCAGACACGCUGUACGAGGAGAGAGAAUGCGAGGCGCUUUCGGUUUGUCCUACUUACAGGUGGAAGACGCACCAAUGGCAUCCAUGUACUCUGGUCCCAGACUCUGUUCAGCAGGGAAUGACGGGAGCAACGGAAUCAUGUGGGAAAGGAUUAGAGAUGAGAGGAGUAAGCUGUGUGGACGAGUACGAUGAAGUAGCCGCUGUGUCUGAGUGUCUGCGGUGGGCCGGGCCGAUGCCGUCACGCUUCAGGAGCUGUUGGGUGCCAUGCAGGGAUGACUGCACUUUCAGUGCCUGGUCUAAAUUCACAGAGUGCACCGGCUGCGGGAGCCAACGUACCCGUAAACGUACCCUGACAGGGCGGAGCAGAAAACAAGAGCGUUGUCAGAAAGAAGACUUGUACCCUCUGGUGGAGUCCGAGCCAUGUCCGUGUGAUGAGUUUGUGUCUCGGCCGUAUGGUAACUGGUCGGCUUGUAUUCUGUCAGAGACCCCGGAGCAAGGAUCUCUUCAGGGUUGGAGAGGUCGCAGGGAGGAACGUGCCUGCGGUCAAGGUCUGCGUUACCGAGCUGUAGCCUGUCUGGACCAGCAAAACCAACUGGUUAACCCAGACCUCUGCAGUGAAACAGGUCUGGCAGAAGACGUGUGCCACAUGCCCUGCCCUCUGGACUGCAAACUGAGCGACUGGUCGGCGUGGUCGACCUGCAGCACCCCCUGUGGCAGCGGGCUGAAAAUCAGAUCUAAGUGGCUACGCGAAAAGCCGUUCAACGGCGGGCGGCCAUGCCCCAAAUUAGACUUGAAGAAUCAGGUGUAUGAGGCUGUGCCCUGUCAGGGUGAGUGCGGUCAGUACGAGUGGGUGACAGACCCCUGGUCAGUAUGCACCAUUAAUACGGUGGACAAGCUUCCGGCCUGCGGAGAGGGUGUACAAAGCCAUAAGAUCCGGUGUGUGAGGCGAGGCGGUGGGGAUCAGGUUAGCAGUGUGAACGUGACACUCUGUGACCAAGACGAAAUCCCUCCCCAAGCUCAGACCUGCACGCUGCCGUGCCCUAAUGAAUGUGUGAUGUCCCAGUGGAGUCAAUGGAGCACCUGUCCGAGGCCUUGUGAUGAAAGCGUGGUGAGAAUGAGGACGAGAUACAUGGUGCGCCCCCCGGUGGACGACAGAGGGUGUCCAGAGAGUAACCAGACAGAGACAUGCAUCCUCAACACCACCUGCUUCAAUUAUUACUACAAUGUCUCCAACUGGAGCACCUGUCAGCUGAGCGAACACGCCAUCUGCGGCCAGGGCACGAGGACACGCCUUUUAGACUGCAUCCGUAGCGAUGGCAAAAUAGUGGAUCUGAGCGUGUGCGAAGAGCUGGGCCUGCCUCAGCCGUGGAGACUGGCGAUGAACUGUGCGGUGCACUGCCCCUUUAAUUGCAUCCUGUCUGACUGGUCAUCAUGGACGGAGUGUUCACACACCUGCGGUAGCAAAGGGGUGAUGACUCGCUCUCGCACCGUGCUACAGCAAGCUCACGAGGAGGGACGCCCGUGCGCCUCCCAGCUCUCCCAGACCAAACCCUGUCCCAUCAGCCCCUGCUACACUUGGCUCCUGAGCGAUUGGUCCCCCUGCAGAGUGGAGGGGGCAGAUUGCGGAGAGGGCAGAAGGGAAAGGAACCUGACGUGUGUGGUGCAUUGGACGGACUGGCCGGACAGCCCCCAACCUCAUAAAGCGGUGGAGGACGAGAAGUGUGGAGACCGCGUGAGAAAGGAAAGCGAACAGGAACUUCUGCAGCCGUGUUCAGUCCCCUGUCCAGGAGACUGUCACCUUACCGAUUGGUCGUUGUGGAGUUCCUGUCAGCUGACGUGUUUAGAAGGGCGGAGCUUCGAGAUGGUGGGGCGUCAGGCUCGCUCACGGGCCGUUGUUGUACAAGUGCUGGAGAAUCAAGACAGCUGCCCUCCUCAGGUCUUUGAGACUCAUCCAUGUAAAGGAGGGAAAUGUCACAGUUACGAGUGGAGGACAAGUGCCUGGAAUGAGAAUGAAAGAUCAGUGUGGUGCCAGCGCUCUGAUGGGGUCAAUGUGACAGGGGGCUGCUUUCCACAGAACCGGCCAACCACUGUGAGACACUGUCACCCUCCAUGCACCAAACCGUUCUCCCACUGCAAGCAGAGAGGCGUAUGCGGGUGUGAGAGGGGUUACACCGAAGUCAUGAACACACACGGGUUCCUGGAUUACUGCACCAAGACCCCAGGGGCCGACAACAAGAAGGCGGACGUGAAGACCAGCUCGGGAAGAUUAAAACCAGGAGGGACGACUCAGAUCCAGGACUUCUUCGGCGAAUGGUCUCUGCAGCCGCUCGGCCCAGAUGGAAGAAUAAAACUGUGGGUCUAUGGGUUAACGGCUGGAGGAUUCAUUCUGAUAUUAUUCUUAAUUGCUGUGGCCUUUCUCUUUUGCAAACCAACCAAGCAAAGUAAAAGCACAUCUCCACCACAAAAGCCCUUGACUCUGGCCUAUGACGGAGAUGUGGACAUGUGAUCGAGCUCUCUACAUCUGUAUUUUCAAAGCACAAACCGAACUACUUGUAACAUUCAAAAAUGUUCAUUUCUCCUAUAAAUACCGAGGAGGGAUCCUCUUCAAUAAACAGACAGACAAAAUCUGCAGCACGUGCAAAACUUUGUGCGUCAGGGGUGACCGCUUCGGAUCAGCGAUCACAUGGAAAAUCGUGACAUUCAAGAGUACAAGACACAGCUGACAUUCCACAGACCAGAUGGAGGACUUUGACAUUUCGUUCCUGUGUUUUUCUUACAUGGGGAAGACGAGAUGAAAUAAACACAGAGGGCAUCAGUCACGUUCAUAGCGGUCUGGAAGUGACUUUUGAACAGACAAGGAGAAAAGACUGAUGUGUUAUGCACUAUAUUAGUGCUUUUGUCAUUCUGUAGUUUCCUGAUUUGUGUUCAAACAGAUUUUCUAGUGUUUUUUCAUUGUGAUGCACAGGACUGCUGUAAACUGUUGUUUUCAUCAUUGAAUGUCUCUGAACAUGUGUGUUUGUGAUGCGCACAGUAAACCAAAACACAGCUUAUUUAUACUACACACCGUGAGGUCCGGGUGACGAUCUGCCCCUGUGUUUCCUCCGUCCGGCUCCAUUUGACCUUUAACCUCCUAGCAGCUGAAAAAUGGAUGAAGUCUGCUCUGAGACUGGCUGAUAAUGAACUGUGUCCCUGUGAUGCGUGGUAGGGUUUCCGAAGCGGCUUCCAUCAAUGUGCUGCAGUUAGAGGAGCUCAUUUAGCACAGAUACAGUGGACCAAUGCGUUUGUUAUGUCUGCAUGAGCAUUAUGCUGGAAGAGAGAGCAAGAAGUUAUUAUGAAUGUUGUCAUUUGCUGUAGAGAGUACAGGUGCUGAUUCUGUAUUUUAAUAAUAGUGUUUGACAUUUAUUUAAGCUGGUUUUGCUUCAUUGACUUUAUGUUCUUGCAGGCAUAAUUGUCUUGAUUGUCUGUUUCAUAACGUCGAGAAGGUUUCUUUUGCUCCCUGUAUUGCGAAUGUGAAAAACUAUUUUUUAUCUCUGUGGUCUUCAUUAUAGAUGAUAACGACUGACUUCACUACAUGAGACCUCUAAAUCAUCUUGAUCACAAAGAAUGUACACUCUGUGAUGUAUGUGUUACAUUACAUACAGCACAUCCAUUUAUUUAUUUAUUUUCUUCUUAAGGUGAAACAGUUUCAUCUUUCUUACUUACCCAAGUUGUGUCAUGAGAGAAGCUUCUGUUAUUCAUAUUAUUUGUAAGUGCAGACUGGUUAGACUUCAUCAACAACCGCUUCAGUCCUGUCUGUAUGAGAUUCAUCUGAAUGUUGCCUCUCUUAGAAUUAUGAAAUCAAAAGACUUCGGCAUAUUUCUAAUCUAGUCCACCAUUGUGAAAACCUAAAAUGUGUAUAGCUAGUUUUUUUACCCUGCGGAGAAAUGGCAAUAUAUAUCUGUGUUUAUUUGAAAUCGCAAUUGUACGUGUGCAUGCUGGAUUGAUUUUCUCAUACACUGGAUUAUUCCAAAAGUGGCCUUGCGUUUUUAUGGGCAUUUUCCUCCUAGUUAGCAGUGUGUUCUGUUUGAUUUUUGUUUAUUUAUUUUUCAUUUUUAUUUGCCGCCCACUGACAUUGUUUACAUGGCUUCUUCUAACAUGUUCAGUAUGCUCUCAGCACUAUACUGUAUACAGUUGCCUGUAAAAGACUGACCUUUACUUUACAUGCUACUUUCUGUUUUAAUUGUGUGUACUUGAAAAGUUGAACGAAAACGCUAAUAAAUUGUGAUACUCUG